UGCUUGUUAAAUAAAAGCUGAAAAGAAGAAAACAAGAUCCACCUCGAACCUCUCUCCCCACCCAAUCACCACCGUCAAUACCUUCGUCACCACCACUACCUCCGCCACUACUCUUAUCUCUAUCCUCCUCUUUGUCUUUCUAUGUCUCGUCUAGUCAAAUUUCAGAGAGAAAGGAAGAUGCCCAUCUCGAAGAUUUUUUCUUUCUUUGGUCUUAAUUAGGACAGUAUAUUCAUCCUUAUCUGGUAUUUUGUUGGUGGGUUUUGUAUUGGGGCUGUAUUUAUUGGGUCUAUUACCCACAAAUCUCUGUACUCGACUCUCGGAGCUGAAGUGGGGUUUUGAGUCGAAUUUGUGAGAGAAGAUUUGAGGGGGGAAAAUGAGGGAAGAUGACGCGAAUUGGUUCUCAAGAUGGGAAGAGGAGCUCCCGUCACCUGAAGAGCUUAUGCCUCUCUCACAAACCCUAAUUACUCCUGAUCUUGCUCUUGCUUUUGAUAUCCGAAACCCUUCAAACACCAACUCACACCACCAGCAACAAUCACAGCCUCUUCCGCCUCCUCCGCAGUCGGGAGGGCUGCAAUCAACUCCUUCACAGCCCAACUCCGGGGAAUUCGCUGCCGAUUCUGCUGAGUUGGGGUCUGGGACUGGCGCCGGGGACGAGCCCGCUCGUACCCUUAAGAGGCCCCGGCUUGUGUGGACCCCACAGCUGCAUAAGCGCUUUGUGGAUGCUGUAGCGCAUUUGGGGAUCAAGAAUGCCGUUCCUAAAACAAUAAUGCAGCUUAUGAGUGUAGAUGGGCUUACGAGAGAGAACGUGGCGAGUCACUUGCAGAAAUACCGUCUGUAUUUGAAGCGGAUGCAGGGGUUAUCUACAGGCGGUGGUGCUGGUGGCAAUAAUUUAGGUGGAGGCGGUGCCGCUGGUUUGGCCUCGGCCGAUCCUGCUACUGACCAUUUGUUUGCAAGUUCUCCGGUGCCGCCUCACUUUUUGCACCCUGGUCGCCCUAAUUCGGACCAUUUCUUGCCGUUUGUACCUGUGGCAGCACUGCAGCACCAUCACCAUCAGCAACAUAUGGCAGCUGCGGUGGCGCAUCCACAGUUGCAGGCUCAGUACCAUAGGCAGAUGGGACAUUUUGGGUCUCCGCCCAAUGGACAAUUUGAGCAUCCCUUUUUGGCUAGGCAGACGCAGCAACAAUCAGUGCAUAGGAUGGGGGCACCAGUGCACAGUCAGGUUCCAGGAUAUGUGGAGGAUUUGGAGUCAGCCAAUGCAAAUGGAGGGAGGAAGGUCCUAACUCUGUUUCCAACCGGCGAAGACUGAGUUUGGGUAAUCUGUUGGCUACUCCUCCUUGGAACUACUCUUUUAUUCUUCUUUUAGUUUCGGCUUCUGGGUUUUUCUGGACCUGAUGUUUGGUGGUAUUGCUUAAAUUUAGAGUUUCGUUUUUGCUGCUGUCUUUCUGCUAGUUGUUGUUAGUCACCUUGGUGAUGGUACUUGGUAGGCAUCGAUUAAAUUCUCGAUUUCCAUUCCAGAUCCAAAGUUUGUCAUUGUGGUUCAGUUACCUGAAGAAUUGGUCAUUAUUGGUAUCGUCCAUUAUUGUGUCCUUCAAUUCUGUGGACUUCCGCCUUUGUAAUUAGAUUGUCUAUAGCAGUUGUUUGUUUCGGACAAGCUUCUAGUGAUGCAUCUCUCAGUCAUGAUGUCACUCUGAGGCAAGAAUGUUCCCAAGUGUCUAUGGCAUCAAGUACUAGAAUCUCGCAAUAUUGGGUCAAUCUGGAUUCCUCGGAGGCUAUGCUAUAUCCCACAAUAGGAUGGGAAUCGGCUUGUUUCUCUUACAUGUCUAAGAGUCUUCUUGUCAAGGAGGUUUACUGUUGUUGGUGUUGGUGGUGGAGUUGCUAGAUUAACAAACUAUGACGACUUUGAGCUCGCAGGUGAGGAUAAUAACAUGCUGGCAAAGGGAAUUGGUCUACCGUAGAUAUCGAAUACAGGGUUGGUUAUCCUUUGUUGGUACAUUCACAUCCAAUUUUAUUCUAAUGUCACUGGAGAGCUAUUCUCUUGUGUUUCUUAGUCCUUGUAAUGUAGAGGGGUGUUGUACCUGUUGUACAUUGUGUGACUCCAUAGAAGACUUAAGAUCCCAAUGCAAUGGGGAUUCACUGAAAUCCUGAUGUUGUUAGAAUGUCGAUUUUACUUUAAUGCAGUUUGAACCUGGAAGCAGCCGAAGUUUCUUAUUUACCCCUAAUUUUAUCUGUUGCUUUUGUUUUUUCUUCCUUUAAUAAAUUGUGUGGUUAUGUAAUUAAUUUUUUGAGAGAGGAGAAUCACACCUCGUGCAAGUUAUAAGGAGCAGGUCAUGAGUAGGCCAACUCUUACUCCUUUGUUACAUUUUUAAAUGAAAUGCCAUGUUGCAUUCUUGAA
Tripterygium wilfordii is the source of this 2392-nucleotide messenger RNA. RefSeq names its product transcription factor MYBC1. The transcript has a single exon. NCBI's taxonomy places the organism in Eukaryota, Viridiplantae, Streptophyta, Magnoliopsida, Celastrales, Celastraceae. The record is from RefSeq and is a predicted model, not a curated record. Gene Ontology annotation, cellular component: nucleus. Gene Ontology annotation, molecular function: DNA-binding transcription factor activity; DNA binding. Gene Ontology annotation, biological process: regulation of DNA-templated transcription. Bases 374 to 1306 code for a protein of 310 amino acids.